UUCCACGAUAUCCUGCCCUGACCUUGCUAUAACCCACUAUAACAAUACUCUCUCUGCUGCACUUGACACUCUCGCUCCACCCCAACCUCGCAAAGCCCCACGUCGUCAGCUCCAACCCUGGCACUCCCAACAAACGCGUCACCUACAAAAAUGCUCCCGCACUGCUGAGCGUGCCUGGAGGAAAUCCCGCUCUGAACAUGAUUUCAUGCACUAUAAGUUCAUUCUCUACUCUUACACCUCUGCCCUUCGCUUAGCUAAGCAAACCUACUUCUCCUCUCUUAUAUCCACUCACUCCUCAAACCCUAAAAGACUCUUCUCUAUUUUCAACUCUCUCCUCUACCAACCUGCACCACCCCCCUCAUCUGCAUUCAGUGCUCAAGACCUAGCUGACUAUUUUCUCAAUAAAACACUUGCAAUCCGAGGAAACAUCCCAACACAAACCUGCAAUCUCCCAACUCCGCUCCCAGUCACCCCCUCUGCCACUCUCUGCACCCUCCUCCCAACCACUGAGAGUGAAGUGGCUUCCCUUUUGUCUUCCUCACACCUCACUACCUGCCCACUUGACCCUAUUCCCUCACAUCUAAUUCCUCCUCUGUCUACCACCCUCACUCCGGCUCUUACUCACAUAUUUAACCUAUCCCUUUCUACCGGCUCAUUCCCUGCCUCCUUCAAACAUGCGAAGGUCACCCCCAUCCUCAAAAAACCCUCCCUCGACCCUAACUCCCCUGCAAACUACCGCCCCAUAUCACUGCUCCCACUAGCUUCAAAACUCCUCGAAAAACUAGUUUUCAAUCGCCUAACCCACUUCCUGUUGUCCAACUCAUUGCUUGACCCCCUGCAAUCUGGCUUCCGUCCCCAACACUCAACUGAAACUGCUCUCACCAAGGUUACUAACGAUCUCCUUUCUGCUAAAAACAAAGGCUACUACUCUAUACUCAUCUUACUUGACCUAUCUGCUGCCUUUGACACUGUUGACCAUCCCCUUCUCCUACAGUCUCUCAGUUCUCUUGGUCUCUGUGACACUGCCCUCUCCUGGAUUCACUCUUAUCUCUCUAACAGAUCCUUCUCAGUCUCUUUUGCUGGUGACUCCUCCUCUCUAUUGCCCCUGUCUGUUGGAGUACCUCAAGGCUCUGUCCUGGGUCCUCUACUCUUCUCUAUUUACACUUCUUCACUGGGUAAACUUGUCAACAGCUAUGGCUUCAGCUAUCACCUCUAUGCUGAUGAUACCCAGAUCUACCUUUCCACCCCUGCACUCUCUCCUUCUGUCAACUCUCACAUCAGCGACUGCUUAUCUGGCAUUUCUUCCUGGAUGGCCUCUCACCACCUAAAAAUAAAUAUGUCCAAGACCGAACUACUUCUAAUUCCCCCCUCUAGCUCCACUCCCGUCUCUAAUUUCUCUAUCACUGUUGGCGGCACCACUAUCUCCCCAUCACCCCAAGUCUGCUGCCUCUGAGUCACGCUUGACUCAAAUCUGUCCUUCAUUCCCCACAUCCAACUGCUCUCUUCAUCCUGCCGCAACCACCUACGCAAUAUCUCCAAAAUUCGCCCGUUUCUGAGUGCUGAAACUACCAAACAGCUCAUCCACUCCCUGGUAAUUUCCCGACUUGACUACUGUAACAACUUACUAACUGGCCUCCCUCUCUCCCGCCUCUCUCCCCUCCAAUCCGUCCUAAAUGCAUCCGCCAGACUAAUCCACCUCUCUCGACGCUCUGUUUCUGCUGCGCCUCUCUGUGAGUCCCUUCACUGGCUCCCCAUUCACAACAGAGUUAAAUUCAAAAUUCUCACCCUGACCUACAAAGCCCUCACCAAUGCUGCCCCACCCUACCUGUCCUCACUCAUCAACAAAUAUACUCCUGCCCGUCCCCUAAGAUCCAACAACGACCUGCUUCUUGCAUCCUCUACCAUCACCUCCUCUCAUUCUAGACUACAGGACUUCUCUCGUGCGGCACCAACCCUCUGGAACGCACUUCCUCGAGAUGUCAGACUUGCCCCUAACCUCUCCUCCUUUAAACGUUCCCUAAAGACCUUUCUGUUCAGGGAAGGAGACAAUACGACGUCUUUUAUUUCCUGCAUGACUCAUAUGUAUAUAUUUACAUCAUUGCAAACUGAUGUGCUUUUAAUACUAGCGGUCAUGGGCUACGACCGUUAUGCAGCUAUCUGUAACCCCUUGCAUUAUCGUAUGAAGAUGAACCAAAAUAUUUGUGUUAUAUUGACCACUGUCUCUUGGGUAAUGGGUUUUAUGGAAGCCACACCUAUACUAGUAGCAAUAUUAAGCUUCACAUGUUAUAAAUCCAACAUAAUAAAUCAUUUUUUCUGUGAUUAUAUGCCAUUGAUGAAACUCAUUUGCAGUGAUACUACGUUUUUUGACCUUUAUAAACUUAUUGUUGGAAGUUUGAUCGGAUGUUUCACUCCAUUUAGUAUCACUUUCAUCUCUUAUAUCUUUAUUAUUAAUACCAUCAUGAGAAUUAAUUCCAGCACUGGAAGACGUAAAGCCUUCUACACGUGCUCUUCACACCUCAUCGUUGUUAUCCUUCUUUAUACAACGAUCUUCUGCCAAUAUCUGACACCAGAAUCAAUGGGUAACUUAGAAAGCAAAAAACUUUUUUCUCUCUUUAAUACAGCAGUAGUUCCCAUACUGAAUCCAAUGAUUUACAGCCUGAAAAAUAAAGAAGUGAAAUCAUCAUUUAGACGAUUUUUAAAAGCAUUUAAGGUUUCUUUUUAA
Molecule: messenger RNA, 2722 nt
Organism: Bombina bombina (fire-bellied toad)
Lineage: Eukaryota; Metazoa; Chordata; Amphibia; Anura; Bombinatoridae
Exons: 2
Biological process (GO): G protein-coupled receptor signaling pathway
Cellular component (GO): membrane
Molecular function (GO): olfactory receptor activity
Source: RefSeq, a predicted model, not a curated record